AUGCAAAUUGAGCUUUCAAUAUUGAAGACAAGUCUUGAUAGAAGUCUUAAAGAAUUUGAAGAAGAAUGCAAACAUAACAUGCAACUUAUUAAAGAUUCAAAAACUAACAUUGUUAAAUUGUCCGAAUUAGAACGAACUAAUGCAGAACUCCGAAAUCAUAAUGAAACUAUUUCAUCUGUUUCAGUUUUAAGAACCUCUCCUGUUUCUCCAUUUCUACAAGAAUCAUCUAUUAUUAGUGACCACCCAGAACACAAGAAAGCACUUCGCUUAAUUAGCAAGAUGUGGUUAAUGAAGAACAUCGAGUAUGAUAGGAAAUAA
Trichomonas vaginalis G3 is the source of this 318-nucleotide messenger RNA. RefSeq names its product Golgi vesicle docking protein family. NCBI's taxonomy places the organism in Eukaryota, Parabasalia, Trichomonadida, Trichomonadidae. The record is from RefSeq and is a predicted model, not a curated record. The transcript has a single exon. Bases 1 to 318 code for a protein of 105 amino acids.